UUUGCAUAGGUUAACGUCUCUGGUUCGCCGGUCCGGUCUGGAGCACGGCGCACUGUGCUCCGAUUUUUUGUGUUUAGUGGGUGAUUACCAACAUCUUACAGAUAUGGUGACGAAAUAGCAGGUCGACAAUGCAUUCCGUAUCGGCUUCGUCAAGUCGUAUACUGUACGACGUGCCGUGUGCAGUGUGUAGCGAUCAUUCUUCAGGCAAGCACUAUGGUGUAUUUGCCUGCGAUGGCUGCGCGGGCUUCUUCAAGCGAUCCGUACGACGCGAUCGACGCUACUCGUGCAAGGCACGGAACUCCGGCGGCUGCAUCGUCGACAAGGCUCAUAGAAACCAAUGCCGCGCCUGCCGCCUAGAUAAAUGCCUGAAGGUUGGCAUGAACAAAAAUGCCGUACAACACGAAAGGGGUCCCCGAAAUUCCACCAUACGGCGUCAAAUGGCGCUUUUUUUGAAAGAUCCACCGUCAGGCUCCGACAUACCGGUACCAGGACCUCCUCCGCUAAACCUGGCCUUACCAAAACAUAACUUGGUACCGCCGCCACCAUUACCACUGUACAAUCCAUACAAUUAUCCACCUAUGGGCAUAUUUAAUACUCCAAUUACGCCCAUGCUGGCGAUGCCGCCAUCACCACCUAUUUUAAACCCGCCGAUGUUCAGGCCCAGCGACCCAUCAACUAUUUGUGAAUCAGCUGCUAGGCUGCUUUUCAUGAACGUGAAGUGGUCACGAAACAUUCCAGCAUUCGUCAAUCUUUCCAUGGAAGAUAGACUUGCCCUUUUAGAAAACUCGUGGAAAAAUCUAUUUAUUCUAGGGGCUGCCCAAUUUCUUUAUCCCAUGGAUUUAAACAUGCUAGUAGAUAGGAAUAUUUCAAUUGUAGUUAAUAAAAAAGAAAUUGAAUUCUUUGAAAGAUCAUUAGAAGAAAUAUCAAAAUUAAAUCCGGAUGCGAAUGAAUAUGGUUGCCUUCGGGCCAUAAUGCUCUUCAAUAGUCGCUUAGACAAGGACGGCGGCGGCAGUCCCAACAGCAUCAGCUCGGAGAAUAAGAAACUGCAGAACGUUGCCGCCGUCGCUCUCCUCGAGGAACAGUCAACUCUCAUGUUGAAUGAGUAUUGUCUCCGGGCAUAUCCACUGCAGCUACGCAGGUCAAGCCGACUCAUGGGCCUGAUACCCAUCAUCAAGAACGUGCCAAGCUUUACCAUCGUCGAGCUGUUCUUCCGAGCUACUGUUGGUGACAUCCCGAUAGAACGGAUCCUAGCUGAUAUGUAUACAAAUGGAAGAGCUGUAUAAUGACUACGCCAUAUUUAAACACCUACGCCAUAAUUAAAGAGCUGUUUAAUGAUUACGCCAUUGUUAAACAGCUACGCCAUAAUUAAAGAGCUGUUUAAUGAUUACGCCAUUAUUAAACAGCUCUUCUAAUUAAAAUUUCUCUAAUAAUGUUUUCAUAAUAAACAUCCUAUGUACUAUCAAUUUUAAGAGGCAAUCGAGUUUAUCCAAUGUCAUAUAAACACAAAAUUAUUUUAAAUCCUAGGUCUCAUUUGUAUACUAUUAGCUAAUUCGUAUUCCGUAAACUUAUUUCCAUAUCAAUCUUCGCUUCCAUUCUAUAGAUCACAUUAGAGAGCAUAUCGUAGUCUUAAUUUUCACUGAUAUCAUUAAACUAUGUGCUAGAGUUGACAUACGUGUAGACAUAAACUUACUUAAUCAAAUUAUUAUCAAAUACAGAAAAC
Messenger RNA from Spodoptera littoralis (African cotton leafworm), 1720 nucleotides. The record is from the annotation of a GenBank genome assembly. Lineage: Eukaryota; Metazoa; Arthropoda; Insecta; Lepidoptera; Noctuidae.